AUGGAAAACAAGCAUAAGUUAUUGGCAACUGAAAGUUCUCAAGGUCAAGGAGUUUGUCCUAACAAUAUAGUAGAUAGAUUCAGUACUCUUCCAGAUGAAAUUGCUCUUCACAUACUUUCAUCGCUGGAUUUUCAAGGUCUCACUCGAGUAGGUGCUGUGUCAAAGAGAUGCUAUGAGUUUUAUCUCUUAACUCCGUCAUUCUGCUUUGACGCCCGUCAUGAUAACAUGAAGAACAAAUCCAUCAGGAUGAAUUGUUUCGAUCAGUUCUUGCUACGUCGUGGGAAUAAUAAGAUGCAUCGUUUUCGUAGUGAUUUGUGGUUACCCAAAAGCCUCUCUUGUAAGGUAUCCCAAGUCAUGACUUGGAUCGAUAAAGCAGCAAGCUGUAGUGUUGAAGUGCUUGUUCUUCGGUUGAAUAAUGUAUCUAAGGGGAUGACAGGAUUGCCAUCUUCCAUAUUUUGUUGUGGAUCUUUGAGGUCACUAUUGGUGGAAAUGGGGGAGAUUUUCAAUGUGCCAUCCUUUCCUUGUCCCAAUAAUCUCCAAAGCUUGAGCUUGACCUGUGUUAGGUUAACAGAGGGGUUUUCCAAAUGGAUCUCAAGUUCCUGCAAAUGCAUUAGAGAAAUAAAGCUUAACAGCGUUCAAGCAGAAAAUAUAACCAUUGCGAGCUCAUCUUUGGAAUCAUUUACUUUUGACGCCAGUUCCGACCUCCGUUGUCUUAAAAUCUCAGGUGAGAAACUUGAAAGUAUACAUAUAAAGUGGAGAUUAUAUGGCCCUGGCAGCAGAUCAUUACAUGUUUGUGCUCCUAACCUGAAGUAUUUGAAGUGGAAAGGGGAUUUGUUGAGUCAAUCACAUCUGGGGAAGUUAUUAUCUAUAGAAAGGGCUGAGCUUUUUCUGGAGUCCUGGUCAGACAGUGUCUGUGACUAUCACAACACAUUCGAGCUUCUUUGCAGUAUAUGCAGGGUUAAAACACUUAUUUUAAGUGACAGGACCAUUCAGGCUUUGUUUAGGGAAGGUUCCAUGGCUGCACCACUCUUUGAUACUUCUUACUUGCGUAUCAAAACUGCAAACCUGGAUAAUGCUCUAGUCCCAGCAAUGGUCUCUCUUAUGAGAGGAAUGUCAAAUUUGAAUACUUUGGAGAUAAAGUCUGACCCUUCCUUAGUCUUCCUCAAACCGAAAUCGUGUGGAUUUAAUGGGAAAUACUGGAAAUCCCAACACCUGGAUUUUGUAAAUCAGCUUAAGGAAGUAACAAUACAACUUUCAAAUGGUAACAAUUCAUGGCAGUUGGCAAGGUUUAUUCUCGAGCAUGCUCAGAAUUUGAAGAAGAUGACCAUAUUUUAUCUACCCACAAAAGAACAUGUUAUCGAAAAGGUGAGUAACAGCAAGAAGGUCUCCUCUGCUACAAUCGACUUUCACGAGAAAAACUGGAGAUAA
Molecule: messenger RNA, 1428 nt
Organism: Fragaria vesca subsp. vesca
Lineage: Eukaryota; Viridiplantae; Streptophyta; Magnoliopsida; Rosales; Rosaceae
Product: F-box/LRR-repeat protein At4g14103-like
Exons: 3
Coding region: 1-1428 (475 amino acids)
Molecular function (GO): protein binding
Source: RefSeq, a predicted model, not a curated record